AUGGAGAUCAAGGACACCUUCCAAGUCGAGUACCUCGCGUACGAUCCGAUCGAAUCGCCAUACUUCGAGGUGGUUUCAAUUACCCGUUUUCAUUGGGUGAGAAAGCCUGGAGAUUAUCUCUACGACAGUUCUAGGGAUGCAGAGAUAGAACAAUCUGAGUGGCCACCGUCGUUAUGCAUCUUACAUGUGUUCUCAUCUAGAACCGGACAGUGGGAGGAAAGGUCUUUUGCUCGAGAAGGUGAUUCCAUCGGAACCGUGUCUGGCAUGAGACACUGGCCAGGAGACCAACGCAAUGCUGUGUACUGGCGAGGAGCAUUAUAUGUGCAUUGUCAAACUAAUUAUGUUAUGAGAAUAUCUUUGUCGAGUGAUAAGUAUCAUGUGAUUAAACCACCACCAGGGAAGAUGCAGAGUUCAAGUUGGAACCUUGAUGAAUCAGGCUAUCAGAUGGAGUGGGUUCUGAAGCAUGACAGGGACCUUUUUAAGUGGUUGUUGAAGCAUAAGCUUCAGUAUACAGGACCUUGGGCCUUGCAGGAUAUUAAUUACUAUUAUGAUAAUCGCAAUAGAGAUCACGAUAUGGAAGCACCAGCAGAAGAGAAAAUUGAAUGGACCUCACAAGCAUCUGAAGAUGAGAAAUUUACAUGGAGCUCUGAUGAUGAAUGUGGACACACUGGGUACGUGGAUAUUCUUGGGUUUCAUCCGCGCAAAGAGAUUAUCUUCUUGAGUGAAUCAAUAACGCGAGGAUUGGCCUAUCACUUGAAUAGCUCCAAGGUUGAAGUCUUGGGCAAUAUAUAUCCAGCAGGAUAUGACAAAGAAUUAUCAAAUGAACGGCUUUUAGAAUCAUCUUUUCUGUAUACACCCUGCUGGAUUACACAAACUGCAGACGAUGGAGAAUAG
Molecule: messenger RNA, 894 nt
Organism: Miscanthus lutarioriparius
Lineage: Eukaryota; Viridiplantae; Streptophyta; Magnoliopsida; Poales; Poaceae
Source: the annotation of a GenBank genome assembly